AGACGCCCGGCCAGGGUGAACACCGCGGCAGGAGAAAACGGGAGACUGUGAAGAGCAUGGGGAGCCUUUGUCGUGCAGCGUGAAACCCUCGAGCCUUUGGCCUAGGAGCUGGGAGACUCAGGGGCCCUUCCCACACACAGAAUUGGAGCAGGGCCUUCUAGACAGUCCCAGCACCAUGAGCCCUGAAAGGUCCCAAGAGGAGAGCCCAGAAGGAGACACAGAGAGAACAGAGCGGAAGCCCAUGGUCAAAGAUGCCUUCAAAGACAUUUCCAUAUACUUCACCAAGGAAGAAUGGGCAGAAAUGGGAGACUGGGGGAAAACUCGCUAUAGGAUUGUGAAAAUGAACUAUAAUGCACUGAUUACUAUAGGUCUCAGAGCCACUCGACCAGCUUUCAUGUGUCACCGAAGGCAGGCCAUCAAACUCCAGGUGGAUGACACAGAAGUUUCCGAUGAAGAAUGGACACCUAGGCAGCAAGUCAAACCUCCUUGGAUGGCCUUCAGAGGAGAACAGAGUAAACACCAGAAGGGAAUGCCCAAGGCGUCAUUCAAUAAUGAAUCUAGUUUGAAAGAAUUGUCAGGAACGCCAAAUUUACUGAAUACAAAUGGCUCAGAGCAGGCUCAGAAACCAGUGUCCCCUCCUGGAGAAGCAAGUACCUCUGGACAGCACUCUAGACUAAAACUGGAACUCAGGAGGAAGGAGACCGUAGGAAAGAUGUAUAGCCUGCAAGAAAGAAAGGGUCAUGCAUACAAAGAGAUCAGCGAGCCACAGGAUGAUGACUACCUCUAUUGUGAGAUGUGUCAGAACUUCUUCAUUGACAGCUGUGCUGCUCAUGGGCCCCCUACAUUUGUAAAGGACAGUGCAGUGGACAAGGGGCAUCCCAACCGUUCAGCCCUCAGUCUGCCCCCAGGGCUGAGAAUUGGGCCAUCAGGCAUCCCUCAGGCUGGGCUUGGAGUAUGGAACGAGGCAUCUGAUCUGCCACUGGGUCUGCACUCUGGCCCCUGUGAGGGCCGAAUUACAGAAGACGAAGAGGCAGCCAACAGUGGAUAUUCCUGGCUAAUCACCAAGGGGAGAAACUGCUAUGAGUAUGUGGAUGGAAAAGAUAAAUCCUGGGCCAACUGGAUGAGGUAUGAGAACUGUGCCCGGGAUGAUGAAGAGCAGAACCUGGUGGCCUUCCAGUACCACAGGCAGAGCUUCUAUAGAACCUGCCGAUUCAUUAGGCCAGGCUGUGAACUGCUGGUCUGGUAUGGGGAUGAGUAUGGCCAGGAACUGGGCAUCAAGUGGGGCAUCAAGUGGAAGAAAGAGCUCAUGGCAGGGAGAGGUAGGCAUCACUAUUACUCUUUUAAAAGGACAGGAAAGAAAGAAUUAUCCUAGAGAAUUUUCAUGAUUGAACACUUAAAUAGACUAAAACGCCGUCUAAAGUCAGUAAAAUUUUACAUCAGUGGCUCCAAAAUUAAAGAUUCAUGUUAUGUGCCUUUGCCUCUUUGGAACAGUUUUUAUAUUUUUAAAUCUUUGUUCCGAUUUUAUAUUCAAAGUACUUCAUGCACAAAGUAUAUAACAGCAUACAGUGCUCAAAGACUUAAAGACAAAAAUCAAGUUCUCAAACACCUACCAGCUCUCCCAACAAGGUAGUUUCUUCUGGCAUUUCCUUGAUAUUUCUUAAUGAUAUGCAUAUGUUGUUAUUCAUUCAUUCAUUAUCUCAAUUAGCUGUCAUGUGAAUUCCUACUCUGUGCCAGACGAUGUUGCAGGAAGUGUAAAUACAGACUGAUCAAGACAAUCAAAAAAACUGCUCUUGAACAUAUGACUUGUGAAUUAGGGAACCAUAUGAAUACACACAGACAUAUGUGUAAUAUCAGACGGCGAUUAGUGCUUUGAAGAAAAUGAAUCCAGAAAGAAUACCUGGGAUCAGUGUGAGACCUGGGAUCAGUGUGAGAGCUGAGGUCAGUGUGAGACCUGGGGGUCAGUGUGAGACCUGAGGUCAGUGUGAGACCUGGGGGUCAGUGUGAGGUGAGAGUAGAGUGUUGCAGGGGAUUGUCAGGGAAGGUUUCUCUUAGGAGACAGCAUUUGAGAAGUGCAAGUGCCUGUGGGCCAAGGAUUCCAGGCACAGGGCGCAGCUAGUGCAAUGGUCCUGAGGCCAGAAAGAGUUCAGCUUUGGUUCAUUUUUGGAAAAUAGGCUGCCAUGGGUCAUCCCUUCAGAGCUGCUCCAGUUUCCAAGUGAGAGAAAAUGGUGGGCAGGAUGAAGGUGGGGAGCAUGGCGGUAAGCCUGAGUAGGGAUAUAUUUUGAAACAAGACUUCCUAUUAUAUUUAAAAUGGGU
Molecule: messenger RNA, 2313 nt
Organism: Pan troglodytes (chimpanzee)
Lineage: Eukaryota; Metazoa; Chordata; Mammalia; Primates; Hominidae
Product: histone-lysine N-methyltransferase PRDM7-like
Exons: 10
Coding region: 176-1372 (398 amino acids)
Biological process (GO): regulation of DNA-templated transcription
Cellular component (GO): nucleus
Molecular function (GO): histone methyltransferase activity; protein binding
Source: RefSeq, a predicted model, not a curated record